AUGGACCGAACGGAUAGUCUCUCGCCUAGAUUCUCAGACAACGGCAGCCCUCGGUUUACAGAACAUUUUAAUGCGUCGCCGCCUUAUCAACCCUUCCAACCCUUCCAAGGAGAUAACGACCCUCCAACACCGCAAUAUGUUACAGCGCAAGAAAGUCCCAUACAACACAGACCUUCCGACAAAAGGCCUCCGCCUUUGUCUCCUUCAGAAAUAGUUGCACCGUAUCCGGAGUUCUACGAAUCGAACGAUGAAGGCAAGGAGGUCGUCGUUCCGUCGGUCAUGCCAGAGGCCUAUGAAAGACCUCCAGACGCGAGACCACAAAGGAGACAGAUAUGCGGCUUGCCUCUGUUAUGGGUCUUGAUUAUUGCAGGAGUGGUUGUGGCGCUGGCCAUUGGUCUUGGCCUUGGAGUAGGCUUGUCCAACGGCAAAAGGUAA
Messenger RNA from Fulvia fulva, 435 nucleotides. RefSeq lists its product as uncharacterized. The coding region runs from base 1 to 435 and encodes 144 amino acids. NCBI's taxonomy places the organism in Eukaryota, Fungi, Ascomycota, Dothideomycetes, Mycosphaerellales, Mycosphaerellaceae. The transcript is spliced from 2 exons. The record is from RefSeq and is a predicted model, not a curated record.